Orbilia oligospora ATCC 24927 is the source of this 1272-nucleotide messenger RNA. RefSeq lists its product as uncharacterized. Gene Ontology annotation, cellular component: monopolin complex; mitotic spindle; chromosome, centromeric core domain. The record is from RefSeq and is a predicted model, not a curated record. The transcript is spliced from 4 exons. Lineage: Eukaryota; Fungi; Ascomycota; Orbiliomycetes; Orbiliales; Orbiliaceae. Gene Ontology annotation, molecular function: protein binding; microtubule site clamp. Bases 1 to 1272 code for a protein of 423 amino acids. Gene Ontology annotation, biological process: homologous chromosome segregation; attachment of mitotic spindle microtubules to kinetochore; meiotic sister chromatid segregation.
AUGCCCCCCAAAAAGCCCUCCACCGCGACCCUUGCUUCAUCAGACGACAGUCAAGAUGACUCGUUGGUCCCUUCUACCGACAGAAACCCAACUUCCAACCCUCGGAAUUCUGUGGAAUCCUCAGCAAUAAAAAAGAGCAGGGGAAGGCCUCGCAAACAGCCAACGGCAACAUGUGAGAUACCAGAAGAUCCAGAUGGCAAUCUGCCAAUUGUCUCUCGAAUAGAAACGCGUCCAGAAACAAAGAAACCCAUCCUUGAACAGAGAGAAGGGGAAGGGGAGGAGGGGAGGGGGAGGGGGAGGGGGAAGAGGCGGGGAAGAGUCGGAGAAGAUGCUUCAACAAAAGAAAAGUCAACAAAUACAACUAAAACCCUGCCAAAUCGAAAAAAUGCUGUGGAAAGGAAGCUGGAGAUACCUGAGACACAAGCCGCAUGUGGAGACAUUUCAGCACCAGAAAAUGGGGAUAUGGGUGUAUCUCAGGAUGAGGAGUCGGACUCACUUCCAAAUAAAAGGAGAGGAAAAAAGAUAGAGGCUGAAAAGGCAUCAAAAGCGCCGGCCAAACCCGAUCCAAAUGAACUAGCCGACGAACUAGCGCAGUUAAAACUUAAAUUUGAAAAGCUACGGCGCCUCCAAGCCGAUGACGCUGACGCGAUAUAUGCUGAACAAAUCAAAGCUUUGGAAGAACGUGAUAAGGCGUCGCAGCGUAUAGUCGUUAACCUCAAGGCCGAACUGAAGUCAAGGUCGAUAUCGCUCCAGGAACUUCAAGAAAAGGAAAAGCGAAUCCAGGAGCUCGAAAAACAGAACUCCUUGAUGGAAGACAAGAUCGAGCGGCUGUUGCAAGAUCAUGCUGUACUCAGUGCGAAGCUAGAGACUGCUCGAAACAUUGGGAAAAUGCCAUCUAAUAAUUCAAAAACAACCGCUUCUAGCAGUGUCUCAAAAGAAUUUUCACAGCAUCGAGAAAACCUCUACUCUGACCUCUGUGGUCUGAUUGUGGUUAAUGUCAAAAGCGACGAAGAUGGUGGCAUCGAAUACGACUGUCUCUCUACAGGUAAAAAUGGAGCCUUGCACUUCAAACUACAGCUUGAUGCUGAGGAUGAUGAGGACCAAGUUGAUGAUGAUGGCCCUUAUUUUACUUACAAUCCCAUGCUAGAACGAGGCCGAGAUGAGCGUUUGAUAGCUGUCUUACCACCUAUAUUCCGAGAUGAGAUGAAUUUCAAGAGGACGAGGGGAGUCGAUUUUUAUUUACAACUGAUGCAGUCGCUUCAGUCAUCGUGA